AUGGCAUCGAAGGUCUUAUUCCUUGGGUGUGUGGUCUCCGGCAAAGGACUGAAGGCAUUUCAUCCCUCACUUCAGCACAAUUAUGGUGCCUAUGACAGAUUGCAUGAAGGGUGGAAAGUUCGUAUGGACGGAGGAAGCGGAGAAGUGGGCAUUGGAGCAAUUUUGAGCCAAAACAACAGACCUGUCGCAUAUUUUAGUGAGAAACUGUCUGGGGCUAAGUUAAAGUACAACACCUAUGAUGUGGAGUUCUAUGCGGUGCGUUUUACCUUCGUGGUGAAGCACAAGUCGGGGGUGACAAAUCGAGUGGCUGACGCAUUGAGCCGUAGGAGCAAUUUCUUGGUCAGCUUGCGUAUAGAGGUACCUGGUUUUGACUGUCUUCAUGAUUUGCUUGAGCCUAAUCCUUAUUUCUCUAAUGUUUUGGGGAAAGUUCGUGCUGGAGAGAAAUCAGAAUUGUUGCUGCAUGAUGGGUUUCUGUUCAAGGGAAACCAAUUGUGUAUCCCAGAUUGCAGCCUUUGUUUGAAGAUUAUUAAGGAGUUGCAUGGAGAAGGCCAUGUUGAGCGAGAUCGAACGUUACUAUUAGUUCAGGGCUUGUAUUUUUGGCCGACCAUACACAAGGAGAUAGAGAAGUACAUGCAAAGGUGUCGGGUCUACAACAUGUCCAAGGGGACGGCUACCAAUGCUGGGUUGUAUAUGCCGUUACUAGUUCCAGCGCAGCCUUAG
Molecule: messenger RNA, 720 nt
Organism: Punica granatum (pomegranate)
Lineage: Eukaryota; Viridiplantae; Streptophyta; Magnoliopsida; Myrtales; Lythraceae
Source: RefSeq, a predicted model, not a curated record